CUCAAUCAUGGUAGUCUGAUCCUUGUGUUUCUAAAUCGUGUAGUCACUCUGGGAAACGAGCAUAGCACUAAACGAAGAGGAGAUUGUAGGUUCUGGUUUGUCGGAAUAUAACAAAAAACUAUCACAAUGUCUAUUAUGUCCUAUAAUGGAGGGGCUGUCAUGGCCAUGCGGGGGAAAAACUGUGUGGCGAUAGCUGCUGACCGGAGAUUUGGCAUUCAGGCUCAGAUGGUCACCACAGACUUCCAGAAGAUCUUCCCCAUGGGAGACAGGCUGUUUAUCGGCCUCGCCGGACUUGCCACUGAUGUUCAGACAGUAUCCCAGAGGCUUAAAUUCAGACUAAACCUGUAUGAGCUGAAAGAGGGUCGUCAGAUUAAGCCCAAGACCUUCAUGAGCAUGGUGUCCAACCUGCUGUAUGAGAAGAGGUUUGGGCCAUACUACAUUGAGCCUGUGAUCGCAGGACUAGAUCCCAAAACCUUAGAGCCCUUCAUCUGCUCCUUGGAUCUGAUUGGCUGCCCCAUGGUCACAGAAGACUUUGUAGUGAGCGGCACCUGCUCAGAGCAGAUGUACGGCAUGUGCGAAUCUUUGUGGGAACCAGACAUGGAACCAGAGGACCUGUUUGAGACCAUCUCCCAGGCGAUGCUGAAUGCAGUUGAUAGAGAUGCCGUGUCUGGCAUGGGAGUGGUGGUGCAUGUCAUUGAGAAAGACAAGAUCACCACACGAACCCUGAAGGCCAGGAUGGACUAGAGCGUCUGCUUCUCUCUGCACUUCACCAUUACAAAUGUUUUGUAUAAAAUAAUAAACAAUGCUUGUACCGUCUUCUUUUUCUUAUUCAAUAAAUGAACCCAGGUUAUGACCUUGA
Molecule: messenger RNA, 859 nt
Organism: Labrus bergylta (ballan wrasse)
Lineage: Eukaryota; Metazoa; Chordata; Actinopteri; Labriformes; Labridae
Gene: psmb3
Product: proteasome 20S subunit beta 3
Biological process (GO): proteasome-mediated ubiquitin-dependent protein catabolic process
Cellular component (GO): proteasome core complex, beta-subunit complex; proteasome core complex
Source: RefSeq, a predicted model, not a curated record